UACGUCAUCUACAGUGGACAAACGUGUUCAGCCUGAAUAUAAACAAACCCCCGAUUUGCAUUCAUUUUAAAAUAUUUUCACGACAGUAAGCUGGUUCUUUUAAAUGUUUUUACCCAGAAUUGACACCAGAAGAGAUGAGCAGGUGGUUGUUGACAGUGACAGUGUUUCAUCGACAUGCCAGCUCGGACACUGCAGGAGCUUAUUUUUACCGCCGCCUCUCUGAAUGCUGACAGAGUGGCUGUGAUAUACGACAACGGUGGCUCAGUAUCUGGAAGUCCGGUGUCUCUGUUGUACAGAGAUUUGACUGAACUUGCUGGAGAACUUUCGCGUAUUUUUCUGAAGAACUUUUCUCCUGGCAACGGCCUUAUCGGUCUGUAUUGCAGUGAUGAUCUGCUCAUACCUGUCUGGAUUCUGGGGAUCCUGCAGUGUGCAGCUGCUUAUGUUCCUCUGGAUCCAGAGGCUCCUGGACUUCUCUCUGCCAAAGUAAUGAAUCAGUGUGACCUCAAAUACUGCGCUGUGAAGACUGACCUUUUGCAGCAAUUCCGGGCAGUUCUCAUGAAAUACAUAACUGUGCAAGUUCUUGUGGAGUUACCCAAGUUCAAACUGACUCUGGUACAAAUCGACCUGCUUCUUGAGCUUGAACUUGGAACCAAACAAGCCAGAGCUGGGAUGGCAAGCAGUGCCAGUCUUGGUGGUACAUCCAUGUUAGUAAAGCACAGAAACUUGGCAUAUGUGCUGCACACAUCUGGAACAACAGGCCCACCCAAAAUUGUGAGGGUACCACAUAAGUGUAUACUGCCCAAUAUACUGCAUCUAAGAUCUUUGUUUCAGAUGAGAAAGGAUGAUGUGGUUUUUCUUGCUUCACCUUUAACUUUUGACCCCUCUGUGGUGGAAAUUUUUUUGGCUUUAUCAUCUGGUGCUCAGCUCCUUAUUGUUCCUACCAUAAUCAAGAAAAUGCCCUAUCGACUUGCUCAACUGUUAUUCAAAGAUCACAAAACCACUGUCCUCCAGGUUACGCCCACUCUGCUGCUGCGCUUCGGUCAUCACAUUCUAAAACAGGAUGUGCUGUCAUCUGGCUCCUCAUUGCGGGUGUUGGCUCUGGGAGGAGAAGCUUGCCCAUCGCCAUCUCUGCUGAGAAGCUGGAGACACAAGGACAAUAAAACCUGCAUCUACAACAUCUAUGGCAUUACUGAGGUCUCCUGCUGGGCCUGCUGUUACAGAAUACCAGACGCUCUGCUCCAGUCCAGCACCCUCGCUGUGCCUCUCGGGAGUCCACUGAUGGACACGGUGGUUGAAGUCAGGGAUGAGCGUGGCUGCGUAACAACAGGGGGCGAAGGACAAGUGUUCAUAGGGGGAGAGGACAGGGUGUGCCUCCUGGAUGAUGAUGACACCCUCAUCCCUGGGACGAUGAGAGCGACUGGAGACUGGGUGAACGUUGCAGAAGGACAGCUGUACUACCAGGGACGGAGAGACAGGAUGAUUAAACGCAAUGGAAAACGUCUGAACUUGGACAGAUUACAGCAACUGAUGCUGAGCCUCCCUCAGGUGGAGGCCUGCGCUGUGGGUCUCUACGAAGGCGUUCGACUCCUUGCCUUCGUCGUGGCCUCCACUGCUGCGGACCAGAUGGCAGCUUCCUCCCUCUUAUCUGUACAGCAGCGAGCAGAACAAACCUCUGCCUCUGCUGAGCAUCAGCAGAACUUGCCCCUCUCUGUCAAACACCACCUGGAUGAAGCAGGCAGUGCAGACGGAGAACUGAAGAGGCUCAUUCUGAACCAGCUGUCUCUCCUGCUGCCUUCUCACAGCAUUCCCGACACGCUGGUGCUCGUCCAAGCCUUAUGUCUGACUCCUCAUGGUAAAGUGGACAUGGAGGCAUUAAUGAAAAUAUAUGAAAAACAGAGAGAGUGUUUAGGGUCUUCACAGAGAGAUGGCAGCACACUAAAGCAAACCCUUCUAACUUUGUGGCAGGACACGUUGGGUCUCACUCGAGAUGCGACCAUUGAUGAGCAGUCCAACUUCCUGUUUAGUGGUGGAGAUUCUCUGAAGGCUCUGCGUCUGUACGAAGACAUCCUCUCCACCCUAGGAAUCACCUCACCAGAGCUUUUGGAGGUUAUACUUGACAGGACCUUCUCAGAUGUACUGCGUCACAUAACGUUGAUGCUGCUGCCCAAAAAUGUCCCUUCAUCAUCGUCUGAGGCCAACAAACGACACACCGAUCCUCCCGCCGUGGUUGUAGCAAAGAGAGAGCGAAAGUCAGCCGAGGUCCUGCAGGUGGAGAAAUGUAGCAUUAUAGUUGUAAGACGAGCAGGCGAGGUGAUAGAAAUGAACACGAGGAAUGCAAACAUGACCAAAAAUCUAAAAGCAGAGGAUUCUUUCCGAGAUGCUGAUGUAGGUCUCAGGCUGAGCUGGUCCUCAGACACUGGCAGAUGCGUGGACGCCUCCCCUGUGCUUCUAGUACAAGACGAAGCAGAUAAGAAAACCAAUGUGUCCAAAGCAACAGUGUUUAUUGGCUCACACUCCCACAGGAUGCAGGCCGUAGACCUGCUCACUGGGAGCCUUCGAUGGGAGCGAGUUCUCGGGGACAGAAUCGAGGCCUCGGCUGCUGUGUCUCACUGCGGCACCCUCGUUGUUGUAGGUUGUUACGACGGCUGCAUAUAUUUCUUGUGCACUGAAUCUGGAGAGACACGUUGGGUGUUUCAGACAGGCGAUGCUGUGAAGAGUUGUCCUGCUGUGGAUCUUCUUACCGGUCUGGUGAUAGCCGGGUCACAUGACGGGCAUGUUUAUGCCCUAAACUCACAGGUUCAGCGUUGUGUUUGGAAGCGUCACUGUGGUGGUGGGGCUGUUUUUUCCUCUCCACACCUGAAUGCAUCUCACAGACAGCUGUAUGUGGCAUCGCUGGGAGGACAGCUGUUGUGUCUCAACCUGGACAGCGGUGACGUCUUGUGGUCUCACUGUAGAGACGUCCCUUUCUUCUCCUCACCAAACUGCUCCUGCAGUCGUAUCAUAAUCGGCUCGGUGGAUGGAAACAUCUGCUGCUUCAGCGAAGCUGGGGAACUGCUGUGGCAGUUUUUAACAGAGGGACCAGUCUUCUCGUCUCCGUGCUUCAUACCAGAACAGCAGAGGCUUCUGUGUGGGUCACACGACGGUCGCCUGUACUGUCUGAACUGGGCAGAUGGCUCUUUAGUUUGGACUUUCCAGACUACAGGAAAGGUGUACUCUGCUCCCUGUGUGUUUGAUGGAUCCGUCAUAGGAAGGAAGGGGGUUCUUGUGGGCCUGGCAUCCACGGAUGGCAAAGUCUGGAUCCUGGAUGCAGGAGAUGGACAAACGCUGGCCUCACACGCUCUACCAGGCGAACUGUUUUCGUCCCCCGUGGUGUGGGGACGGUCUCUUGUAAUUGGAUGCCGCAAUGAUUACGUGUACUGUUUAAACUUGACUGUGAAGGAGAAGGAUUAGAAGGACUCAAUCUCAUAUCUGUGCUGUUUAAAAAAAUAAAAUAAAAUAAACAGUUUCUUGCUUUUAACAUCUCGAGCAGCGAA
This is a messenger RNA of Melanotaenia boesemani (Boeseman's rainbowfish), 3533 nucleotides long. It is a transcript of the gene aasdh, whose product is annotated as aminoadipate-semialdehyde dehydrogenase. The coding region runs from base 175 to 3450 and encodes 1091 amino acids. The record is from RefSeq and is a predicted model, not a curated record. Gene Ontology annotation, biological process: amino acid activation for nonribosomal peptide biosynthetic process. The transcript has 14 exons. Lineage: Eukaryota; Metazoa; Chordata; Actinopteri; Atheriniformes; Melanotaeniidae. Gene Ontology annotation, molecular function: protein binding.